This is a messenger RNA of Penicillium argentinense, 1146 nucleotides long. RefSeq lists its product as uncharacterized. Gene Ontology annotation, biological process: anaphase-promoting complex-dependent catabolic process. The transcript is spliced from 2 exons. Lineage: Eukaryota; Fungi; Ascomycota; Eurotiomycetes; Eurotiales; Aspergillaceae. The coding region runs from base 1 to 1146 and encodes 381 amino acids. Gene Ontology annotation, cellular component: anaphase-promoting complex. The record is from RefSeq and is a predicted model, not a curated record.
AUGCUCUCCCUACCGGUCAUCACACCACGCGACUCUCACGAACUGUGGUUCGGCCCCUCAAAUGAAUACUACACCCCUACGCCCACCCAGCACCAGCAAUCCGCCCAAGCCAGCCGACAAAAUGGUCAUCACUCCUUCACCCCCCGUGCGUACCUGCCCUCCCGUCACCCUGCAAACAGCCUCGCGGCCCUCGCCGCCGAAGAGCGGGCCCUGGCGCUGCGUAAGCAGAGCAUUGCUUGCUUCGGCUACUCGUGGAUUAAGCCGGCUGGAUGUGCGAAGACGAUGCUUGGCAUGAAGGAGGAGGAAAUGGAGCGCGAGGAGGCGCUUGCGGCGGCGCGGAAUGAGAUGGCUGCUAUGGAUGCGGAUGAUGAUAUGGGCAUGACGCAGGAGGAAGAUGAGGAGGGGAUGGAACGAGAUCUUGAUGAUGAUAUUCCUGAUGCGGAUGUUACUGGUGAGGCGGAGGGGUUGAUUGAGGAAGGGGAGGAGGGGCUUGAGGAGUCGCAUGUUGUUGAUGAUGAGGAGGCGUAUCUGGAGAGGGAUCUGGAUGAUGAGAUCCCUGAGGCGCAGUAUGAGUUCGAUGAUGCAGGCUAUGAGGAGAGGGAUCUUGAUGAGGAUAUUCCCGAGGGCUCGGUUGAGUAUGGUGAUGGUGAUGGUGAUGAGGAGGGAUUGUAUGAGGAAGAGGUGGAUGAGGAUUUCGACAAUCAGCCUGACCUUGAUGCGGAUGUUCCGUCUGCGGAUGAGGUUAGAGAUCUGGACGAUGAUAUUCCAGAUGCUGCUGAGGACGGUUCUGAGCAGGAGGGUGAAUGGCAACACACUGAUACGGAGGAAGAGCUCGAUGACGACGAUGACGAUGACUCUUCGGACCAUGAAAACUCUCUGCGCCCCCGAUUCACCGAGAACUUCAGAACGAGUACCCCCAACAGUCGGGGUGGAUUGCCGCUGCCCCCGAUGCAGCAUGCGCGCGAGACCGAUGCCCAGAGACGGUUCUUGAACCGCUGGAGUGGCGGUGGUGAUGUCUUUGACUCGAGCAGUCUCAUGGAGAGUGAUGAUCUGCGGGCUUCGGUGACCAGUCAAGGUAGUCGGCGCAGUGGAUUCGGAAGACGGUUCCCUCGUCAUGUUGGAGGACCACGCGAUAGUCUGAACUGA